Molecule: messenger RNA, 569 nt
Organism: Lecanosticta acicola
Lineage: Eukaryota; Fungi; Ascomycota; Dothideomycetes; Mycosphaerellales; Mycosphaerellaceae
Source: the annotation of a GenBank genome assembly
AUGUCGGACGGCGACAGAAUGAUCACGUCACCCAGUGAAUCCGAAGUCGAGACACCACUUGAGAAUCCUUCAAGCUCCAUCCUCUCCCCACCCGACUCCCAGCAUCGCGAGCGUACCAUGCCCACCUCAGCUUCUGGCUCAUCCAUCGCAAACUCGAACGGAAAACGCCCCAUUCAAACUAUCUCCAACGGAAACGACGACGUCGAAGGUAGCUGUCUUGCGAAGAUACGCUUCUAGGAGGAGAGCUAAUGAUGGUGUCAGAGCUCGCCGCAAUGGCAAACGGAAAAGCACGACAAGAGAUGCCCACCAAGACACACGCUGCAAGCGGAUACACCUGGAUCCGAGCGGAGGAUGAGCCGGGAUACUCGUGGCGAAACAAGAACGCGCUGGACGAGGCUACUCGCGCCUGGGAUAGCAUGCAGCACCGGGACCGCAUGGUCAAGAGUAAGUAGUGACAUUUCCACGUGGGAGGCCGAAAAGAAAUUGCUCUGACAAGGUACCCAGAUAAGUACGGAGAUCCCUUCGAGGCCUACGAGAAGGAACAGGCGAUCGCUGCUAGUCUGAAGUAG